AUGAACAAAGUCCCUACUGCCGAGGCUCUUAUGUAUCGAAAUAUUGGAAUUAAUGACCCGUCGUGUCCGUUAUGCAGUUUAGAAGUCGAGAACGCUGAUCAUCUUUUCAUUGCUUGUUUUAUCGCUUCAACGGUGUGGAAUGGAGUUAGUAAAUGGUGUAAAAUUCCUCAACUUUUCGCGUUUUCUUUUCAAGAUCUCCUUUCAAUUUAUAAUGGUCUUGCUGUGUCGGAGAAGAAAAAGGAGGCGGUGCAAGGCAUUAUUAUGAUUACAUGUUGGAGUCUAUGGCGUGCCAGGAAUAAUGUUAAGUUUUCGAAUGUUCCGGUCAAAAUAGAAGAAUCAGUUCUUGAAAUCGGUGGCUCUGGGUUCUUGAUCGUCGUUUCAUCUUCUUAG
This is a messenger RNA of Helianthus annuus (common sunflower), 390 nucleotides long. RefSeq lists its product as uncharacterized. The transcript has 2 exons. The coding region runs from base 1 to 390 and encodes 129 amino acids. Lineage: Eukaryota; Viridiplantae; Streptophyta; Magnoliopsida; Asterales; Asteraceae. The record is from RefSeq and is a predicted model, not a curated record.